AUGCCAUUUAUAUGUGCGGAGUGUGGGAAAGGAUUCAACUGGAAGUUAAUAUCUGAUAAUCAUAAAAGAGUUCACACUGGAGAGAAGCCUUACAUAUGUGAAGAAUGUGAACAAGAAUCCAUCCAUAAAUCAAACAUUCAUGAUUAUCAGAAAGUCCUCACUGAAGAAAAGCCCUUUGAAUGUAAUAAAUGUGGGAUGAGUUUCAGCCAAAAGGUUUCAUUUCAUGCUCAUGAGAGAAUGCACAUUAAAGAAAAAUGCUAUAAUUGUGAUGAGUGUGGGAAAGGAUUCAGACUUAAGUCAAACCUUCAUGAACAUAUGAAAGUCCACUCUGGAGAAAAGCCCUUUAUUUGUGAUGAGUGUGGGAAAGGAUUCAGUCGUAAGUCAAACCUUUAUGAACAUGUGAAAGUCCACUCUGGAGAAAAACCCUAUAAUUGUGAUGAGUGUGGGAAACGAUUCAGAUACAAGAAAAACCUUCAUGGACAUCUGAAAGUCCACUCUGGAGAAAAGCCCUAUAAUUGUGAUGAGUGUGGGAAAGGAUUCAGACAGAAGUCAAACCUUCAUAAACAUCUGAAAGUCCACUCUGGAGAAAAGCCCUAUAAUUGUGAUGAGUGUGGGAAAGGAUUCAGUUGUAAGUCAAACCUUCAGGUACAUAUGAAUGUCCACUCUGGAGAAAAGCCCUUUAUUUGUGAUGAGUGUGGGAAAGGAUUCAGUCGUAAAUCAAACCUUCAUGAACAUAUGAAUGUCCACUCUGGAGAAAAACCCUUUAUUUGUGAUGAGUGUGGGAAAGGAUUCAGUUGUAAGUCAAACCUUCACGUACAUAUGAAUGUCCACUCUGGAGAAAAGCCCUUUAUUUGUGAUGAGUGUGGGAAAAGAUUCAGUUGUAAUUCAUACCUUCACAUACAUAUGAGUGUCCACUCUGGAGAAAAGCCCUUUAUUUGUGAUGAGUGUGGGAAAGGAUUCAAAUACAAGAAAAGCCUUCAUGGACAUCUGAAAGAUCACUCUGGAGAAAAGGCCUAUAUAUGUGAUGAGUGUGGGAAAGGAUUCAGACAGAAGUCACACCUUUAUGAUCAUUUGAAUAUUCACUCUGGAGAAAAGCCCUAUAUAUGUGAUGUGUGUUGGAAAGGAUUCAGAUUUAAGUCAAAUCUUCAACAACAUCUGAAAGUACACUUUGGAGAAAAACUCUUUACAUGUGAUGAGUGUGGGAAAGGAUUCAGAUGGAAGUCAAGCCUUCAUAGACAUCAUAUAAUUCACAUUAGAGAGAAGCCCCACGUAUGUGUAGAUUGUGGGAAAACAUUUAUUCAGGAGAAAUGUCUUCAUGAACAUCAGAGAGGCCACACUGGAGAAAAGCUCUUCAUAUGUGAUGAGUGUGGGAAAAGAUUCAAAUGGAAGUCAAACCUGAAUAGACAUCAUAAAAUUCACACUACUGAGAAGCCCUAA
Messenger RNA from Gracilinanus agilis (Agile Gracile Mouse Opossum), 1437 nucleotides. Its product is annotated as gastrula zinc finger protein XlCGF57.1-like. Gene Ontology annotation, molecular function: RNA polymerase II transcription regulatory region sequence-specific DNA binding; DNA-binding transcription factor activity, RNA polymerase II-specific. Bases 1 to 1437 code for a protein of 478 amino acids. Gene Ontology annotation, biological process: regulation of transcription by RNA polymerase II. The transcript has a single exon. NCBI's taxonomy places the organism in Eukaryota, Metazoa, Chordata, Mammalia, Didelphimorphia, Didelphidae. The record is from RefSeq and is a predicted model, not a curated record. Gene Ontology annotation, cellular component: nucleus.